Messenger RNA from Eruca vesicaria subsp. sativa (arugula), 3042 nucleotides. NCBI's taxonomy places the organism in Eukaryota, Viridiplantae, Streptophyta, Magnoliopsida, Brassicales, Brassicaceae. The record is from the annotation of a GenBank genome assembly.
AUGAAUCCAAUGCGUGAUCAAUCAGGCAGCCCUUAUGGAGAUUCAACUCCUCGUAGUCCAUUUUCUCCCUUCUCUGGAGAUGAAAGGCAUAGAAACCAUGCAGAUUCCAAAAGAGAUACAACUCCUCGUAGUCCUUUCUCUCCCUAUUCUCCAUUAUCUGGAGAUGAGAGGCACAAAACCCUCGCAGAGUCCAAAUUCCAGCAAGCCCUCCCCUGUUCUGAUCCAUCAUCCCCUGGAUCAAUGCAUCAUGGUGGACACAAGUUUCAUGAGGUUUUUCAGAUGAAACAAGGACGUUAUGAUCUUCAAGCUUCAAAGAUUUCUGAAAUGAUGAAAUCAAAUAGCUUAGAUAAUGCACCAACACAGUCACUUCUAAGCGUGGUGAAUGGAAUCUUAGAUGAAAGUAUUGAAAGAAAGAACGGUGAAAUCCCUCAGAGAGUGGCGUGCCUGUUGAGAAAAGUUGUGCAAGAGAUUGAGAGACGUAUAUCAACUCAAGCUGAGCAUCUAAGAACGCAAAACAAUAUGUUCAAAACUCGAGAGGAGAAGUACCAGUCAAGGAUCAACGUCCUUGAAGCCUUAGCAUCAGGAAGUGGUCAAGAAAGUGAGAUUGCUACACAACAGCUUAGAAAAAUUAAGACAGAGAAGUCAACCUGGGAAGAAAAGAAGAAACACGGAGAAGAGGAUAUGCUUAAGCUACUCAAAGAAAAUUGUCAAUACGACCUAGAAAUCUCUGCUUUGAGGCAAGAGCUUGAGACAACUAAAAGAGAAUAUAAACAAAGAAGCACGCAAAUGGAAAACAAAACCAUGACAGAAAAGACAAAGUGGGAAGAACAGUGGAAGAACGAAGAGGAGGAUAUGGCCAAGCUAUCAAAAGAAAACGAUCAGUUCAACCUUGAAGUUUCAGCGUUAAGGAAAGAACUGGAGAAAACUAAGAAAGCAUAUGAGCAGCAAUGCUCUCAAAUGCAAAGCCAAACGAUGUUGGCCACAACAGGACUUGAGAACAGGCUGAAGGAACUUGAGCAAGAGAGAAAAGAGGCAAACACUGUGAAAACUUCCCUUGAGGAAAGAGUAAUCGAGCUCGAGAAGAUGGGAAAAGAUGCACAUACUGCUAAAGAAGCUCUUGAGGAGAAGAUAAAAGAGCUUCAAGAAAUGGAGAAAGAAACAAAAACUGUUAAUACAAGUCUUGAAGGAAAGAUUCAAGAGCUUGAAGAGAACCUUGUCAACUGGAAGAAUAAAGUCAAAGAAAUGGAGGAAAUAUCUGAGUCUAAACAACAAAGUUGGAGUCAGAAAGAAGUUUCCUACAAAAACUUCAUUAAUUACCAGUCUCAGACACUAGAGGAGCUGAGGUUCUAUUCAAGUUCAAUCAAGCAAGAAAUUCUGAAGGUUCAAGAGAACUAUACAGAACAAUUCAGCCAAUUAGGAAAUAAACUGAUUGAACUUAGCAAUGCUGCUGAAAACUAUCACGCAGUACUAACCGAAAACCGGAAGCUUUUCAACGAGCUUCAAGAGCUUAAAGGAAACAUCAGAGUGUUUUGCCGGGUGAGGCCUUUCCUUCCUGGACAAGGUGCACCAAACACUGUGGUCGAGUACGUUGGUGAGGAUGGAGAAUUGGUAGUCACCAAUCCCACUAGACCCGGGAAAGACGGUCUUCGAAAGUUUAGGUUCAAUAAAGUUUAUAGUCCAGCUGCUACUCAAGCUGAGGUCUUUACAGAUAUAAAACCACUGGUUCGGUCAGUGCUUGAUGGUUUCAAUGUUUGUAUAUUCGCAUAUGGUCAGACAGGAUCAGGGAAAACUUAUACAAUGACUGGUCCAGACGGAGCAAGUGAAGAGGACUGGGGAGUUAACUAUCGUGCACUCAAUGAUCUCUUUAAAAUAUCUCAAUCCAGAAAGGGAAACAUAAACUAUGAAGUUGGUGUGCAAAUGGUUGAGAUAUACAAUGAACAAGUGCUAGAUUUGUUGUCUGAUGACAGGAUCCUGUCUACAACUUCACAAAAUGGUUUGGCUGUGCCUGAUGCAAGCAUGUAUCCUGUGAAAUCAACCUCAGAUGUGAUUACACUGAUGGACAUUGGACUAAAGAAUCGUUCCGUUGGUGCUACUGCCAUGAAUGAACGAAGUAGUCGCUCUCACAGCAUUGUAACUGUUCACGUUCGUGGUAAAGAUACGAAGACCGGUUCUGUGCUAUAUGGAAAUCUUCACUUGGUUGAUCUGGCUGGAAGUGAGAGAGUAGAUCGGUCUGAAGUUAAAGGAGACAGACUUAGAGAAGCACAACAUAUAAACAAAUCGCUCUCAUCUCUUGGAGAUGUGAUAUUCUCUCUAGCUUCAAAGAGUUCUCAUAUACCUUACAGAAACAGCAAGCUAACACAACUAUUACAAAGCUCUCUUGGAGGACAAGCAAAGACCCUAAUGUUUGUGCAACUCAAUCCUGAUGCUAUUUCAUAUUCAGAGUCUAUGAGUACCUUAAAAUUCGCCGAACGAGUCUCUGGAGUUGAACUUGGUGCUGCAAAGAGCAGUAAAGAUGGUAAAGAUGUUCGCGACUUAAUGGAACAGUUAGCGUCGCUUAAGGACACAAUAGCAAGGAAAGAUGAAGAGAUAGAGAGGCUUCAGUUGGUAAAGGAGAUUCAUCAUCCUAUUAGACCUCAGAAACAAAUGGUGAGGAUAAAGAGCUUAGGACAAACCGAUGACAUAAGCUCAGAAAAUGGAGAAUAUUCAUCACAGUCAAGACAAGUCAUUACUGACGGAGAGAGUUUAGCAUCCUCCGCCGAAGCAGAGUAUGAGGAGAGGUUCAGCGAAGGUACGUCUGAUGUUGCCUCUAACGGAACUCAAGGUUCCCCUGAUGUUGCUAAAAGACGACUUAAACUCUCAGACAGAGCGAAGUCAACUCCUCCAAGGUCCUCGGCUGUAACACGACCACUCGAUAAGCUUAGGAAAGUAGCUACAAGAACAACAUCGACAGUUUCUAAGGUUGCAUCGGGGUUGACGUCAUCAAGCAGCAAGAAGACAAGUAACGCUUCUAGUUUGUCAAAGUCUUCUAAACGGUGGGCGUAA